Messenger RNA from Rhododendron vialii, 399 nucleotides. RefSeq lists its product as uncharacterized. The coding region runs from base 1 to 399 and encodes 132 amino acids. The transcript has a single exon. NCBI's taxonomy places the organism in Eukaryota, Viridiplantae, Streptophyta, Magnoliopsida, Ericales, Ericaceae. The record is from RefSeq and is a predicted model, not a curated record.
AUGGUUGAAAUCCCCAUCGGUGUGAAACUAAGACCCAUUAUGAUUGAACAAAGAGAUUCCCUGGUGUACCAGCACGUUAUGAUUAUUGAUGAACCUGAUGGUGGCCACCCCUGGUAUUACGACAUUUGGAGAUUUGUGGAAAGGGCAGAAUAUCUUGCUGAUGCGAGCAAGAAAGACCGAAUUGCUCUCCAAAGGCUCGCAGCCAAAUACAUCAUUUGCGGGGGAAAUUUGUAUCGGAUGUCACACUGUGGAAUGCACAAGCUAUGCAUCCAUGGAGCAAAAGUGAAAAGAGUGAUGAAGGAGAUUCACGAAGGAGUCUGCGGUCCUCAUAUGAACAACAUGAUGCUCGCCAAGAAAAUUCUCAGACAGGGAUACUUCUGGUCCAUCAUGGAAACAUAG